GUGGGCGGAGCCUGUGCGUUUGGUGGGUGUGGCCCGUGAGGCGGACGUCGGGGGCGUGGCUUCAGCGGGAGUGGCUGGCGGUAGCUAAGCGCGGGUGGCGGGAAGGAAAUACGCCGGCGGGAGUGUGCUCGCUUCCUUCUCGCAACCGGAACUGUUUCGGCAAUCUUGGCUAACUGCUCCUGCUCCGGGAGAGGCUGUAAACUGCUCAGAGUCUGCCUCCUUUUCCUUUCCUCCGCUUUUCCCUGAAGGUGAAAAGUCGAAGCGUGGAUAGACACACCUCCAGGGCCCAAAGUCCACGGCCACGGAGGCGCCAUUACCCUCCGGACUCAUUCGCUAAAACUCCUUUGGGAGCCUUGGCUCAGGGUUAGCAGAUGCCACAACCUUGCCUUUUGAUGCAGUGUGAAUCCAGUCCAAGGGAAGAGGAGAUCCCGCCCCUCUUUUGGGGUCUGGAUCCUGUGUUUCUAGCCUUUGCAAAACUCUACAUCAAGGAUAUCCUGGAGAUGAAGGAGUCCCAACAAGUGCCAGGUACAUAUUUUUACAAUGGGCAUCCAAUAAGACGGGUGGAUAUCAUGGGAGCUGUCAUCAGCAUGAGAGAGAGAGAGGCUUUCUACAGCUAUGGAGUGGACGAUGCCACUGGGGUUAUAAACUGCGUCUGCUGGAAAAAGACGAGCAAUUCUGAAUCUUCCUCAGACCGAGCUAUUCUGAGCACUACGAGAGAGCUUAGGAUGACCUCACAGCUUAAGAAGCUUCAGGAGACCAUCGAGCAGAAAACCAAGAUAGGGAUUGGGGAUGUCAUCCGAGUCCGAGGCUAUGUGCGCAUGUUCCGAGAAGAGCGAGAGAUCUGUGCCACCAUUUAUUAUAAGGUGGAUGAUCCAGUGUGGAACAUGCAAAUUGCAAGGAUGCUUGAGUUGCCCGAGCUCUACAAGAAGGUGUAUGACCAGCCCUUCCAUAACCCAGCCUUAAAGGAAGAAGAGGCACUAAAUAAAGGCACUUUGGAUCUCGCUGGCCUCACGUCUUUGUUGAGUGAGAAAGUUAAAGAAUUCCUCCAGGAGAAGAAAGUGGAAAGCUUCUUCCAGCAGGAGUUAGAAAUGGUGGAGUCCUUGCAGUCUCUGGCCAGUCAGCCUGUGACCCACAGCACGUGCUCGGACCAAGUGGAGUUAAAAAACAACAGCACUUCGGACGUACAGCAUAGUGUGUUUAAGAAUGCUCUACAGUUGCUUCAGGAAAAGGGGCUUGUGUUCCAGAGAGAAGGCGGCUCUGAUAAGCUGUACUAUGUAACCACCAAAGACAAAGAUCUGCACCAGAAGAUCUACCAGAUCAUUAAGGAAGAGUGUCAGAAACCAAAUCAUAUGGAGAAGGGCUGCCACUUGCUGCACAUCCUGAACUGCAUGCACCUCAACCUCCACUGGGACCUGAGCAAGGCUGUGCUGCAGCAGGUGCUGGAGCUCCUGGAGGACCAGAGUGACAUUGUGAGCACCGCAGACCUCUACUACACAGCCUUCUGAGCAGAGCCGUGGAACAAAGACAGGUGGCCUCCCCCAGGUUCUGCUCACAGGCACAGUACAGACUAACAUGUGUAUAAUCCCAUAAUAAAUUCCAAUAGUCACAGGAAAAUAGGGCUGCACUUCCUGCUGCUUGCUGUGCCCUGAGACAGAUGGCUUUGUUGUCAGCCAUGACACACACAAACCCUCCUUGUCAGCUCCCUGGCCGGACUCAGUGUCACUCAGAAUAGAAUGGGAGGAAACAAUGUUGCUGGUUUAAUCACUGUGUCUGAAUUCAGGGACCCCCCUCUUGAUAGAGGGACAUCCCAGGGUAAAGGCUCCUACACAUCUGAACUGGAGAGUCAACAGCCAGACUCCACUGUCUGAAAACGUCACACUCCAGGUUACCACGUACACCCCACCAGGCGCCCGUGAUGUGUUGAAAGCUCAUAUGGGGCAUUGCCUCCUCCAGUAAUUGACAUUUGCCUGUGGUUCCUGAAGCUUCAGCAGUAGCAGUGAGGGCUGCUGAGGCUUGCACAUCUGCAUUGGAGAAUAAAGAAUCUGAUGCAUG
Messenger RNA from Arvicanthis niloticus (Nile rat), 2052 nucleotides. It is a transcript of the gene Stn1, whose product is annotated as STN1 subunit of CST complex. Gene Ontology annotation, molecular function: single-stranded telomeric DNA binding. Lineage: Eukaryota; Metazoa; Chordata; Mammalia; Rodentia; Muridae. The record is from RefSeq and is a predicted model, not a curated record. Gene Ontology annotation, cellular component: CST complex. Gene Ontology annotation, biological process: telomere capping.